This is a messenger RNA of Budorcas taxicolor (takin), 1017 nucleotides long. RefSeq names its product G protein-coupled receptor 160 (gene GPR160). The record is from RefSeq and is a predicted model, not a curated record. Bases 1 to 1017 code for a protein of 338 amino acids. Gene Ontology annotation, cellular component: signaling receptor complex; plasma membrane. The transcript has a single exon. Lineage: Eukaryota; Metazoa; Chordata; Mammalia; Artiodactyla; Bovidae.
AUGAGUGCUCUUAAUUCAGAGAACUGCUCUUUUCAGUACCAGCUGCAUCAAACACAUCAGCUUCUAGAUGGUAACUGUCUGUUAUUCUUGAUUAUACUUGGGAAAAUACUGUUAAAUAUUCUCACAUUAGGAAUGAAAAGGAAAAACACCCAUCAAAAUUUUUUGGAAUAUUUUUGCAUUUCACUAGCGUUUACUGAUCUUCUACUUUUGGUGAAUAUUUCCCUUAUAUCUUAUUUCAGGGAUUUUGUGCUUUUAGGCAUUAGAUUUACUAAAUACCACAUCUGCCUAUUUAUUCAAAUUAUUUCUUUUACUUACGGUUUUUUGCAUUAUCCAGUUUUCCUGAUAGCUUGUAUAGAUUAUUACCUUUAUUUCUCUAAAGCCACCAAGCUUCCAUGUAAGUGUCAAAAAGUAUGUUAUUUCUUUGCAAUUAUUUUAAUUUGGAUUUCUGUCCUUACUUAUGUUUUGGGAGAUCCAGCUAUCUACCAAAGCCUGAAGGCACAAAAUGUUUAUUCUCAUCAAUGUCCUUUCUAUAUUGGUGCUCAGAGUUACUGGCUGUCAUUCUCCAUGGUGACAAUUUUAUUUAUGGGUUUUAUAACCUCUUGGUCAGAAGUCAUUACCUUGGUACAGGCUGUUAGGAUAACUUCCUACAUGAAUGAGACUAUCCUGUAUUUUCCGUUUUCAUCAGACUCUUCUUAUACCAUGAACUCUAAAAAAACACUCUUGCCCAAGUUGAUCAUCUGUUUUCUUGGUACCUGGUUACCAUUUGUACUACUUCAAGUAAUUAUCCUUUUACUUAAAGUACAGAUUCCAGCUUACAUUGAAAUGAACAUUCCAUGGUUGUACUUUGUCAAUAGUUUUCUCAUUGCUACAAUUUUUUGGUUUAAUUGUCACAAACUUAAUUUUAGAGACAUGGCAUUACCUGUGGAUCCAUUUGUCAACUGGAAAUGCUGCUUCAUUCCACUUAUACUUUGUAAUUUUGAGCAAAUUGAAAAGCCUGUAUCAGUAAUAAUUUGUUGA